AGAAAUCAUUCUUCUUUAUCGAAGCGCGGCAGGCACCGUCCUAAAAAAUUUUUUUUGCUGUUUUUCCGAAAAAAAAAAUUAUUUUCCCGUGUUUCAAUAGUUUUGUUGGGGAUUCCUUUUAAAUUGUUCAAAAAAUCAAUUUAAUCUUAUUUCAAACUUAACAUUGAAUUGCAGAAAACACUGCAAAAAUGUCUCAUCAUUAUGUUGUGACUGCCCAAAAGCCUACAGCUGUAGUUGCUUGUGUUACCGGCAAUUUUACAUCGGCAACAGAUCUUAAUUUGGUUGUGGCGAAGAACAAUCAAUUGGAUAUUUAUUUGGUUACACCCGAGGGAUUGCGUCCUCUCAAAGAAGUCAAUAUCAAUGGACAAAUUACGGUUAUGAGACAUUUUCGACCACAGGAUAGCAAAAAAGAUGUUUUGUUUAUUUUGACCCAACGUUAUAAUGUAAUGAUUUUGGAGAUCAAAAUGGUUGGUGACAAUAUUACCAUUAAUACCAAAGCACAUGGCAAUGUUUACGAUCAAGUUGGAAGGGAAACGGAGGGUGGACAGAUUGCAGUGAUUGAUCCGAAAGCUAGGGUCAUUGGAAUGUGUUUGUAUAUGGGAUUGUUUACUAUUAUUCCAUUGGAUAAGGAUACUAGUGAAUUGAAGGCGACUAAUUUGAGGAUGGAUGAACUUCUUGUUUAUGAUGUUGAGUUUCUUUAUGGAUGUGUUAAUCCAACAAUAAUUGUUAUACACAAGGAUAACGAUGGGCGACAUGUUAAGACUCAUGAGAUUAAUUUGAGAGAUAAAGAGUUUAUGAAAAUCGCUUGGAAGCAAGAUAACGUUGAGACAGAGGCAACUUUAUUGAUUCCUGUUCCAACGCCUUUGGGAGGAGCAAUUGUCAUUGGUCGGGAGUCCAUUGUAUAUCACGAUGGCAGCAACUAUCAUGCUGUUGCACCCUCAACAUUCAAGCAAAGUACAAUCAACUGUUAUGCUCGAGUCGAUAGUAAAGGCCAACGAUAUUUGCUAGGAAAUAUGUUUGGUCAAUUGUUUAUGCUGUUUCUAGAGACGGCAGACAAUGGAAAAGGAGCAUUUGUUGUAAAAGAAAUUAAAGUCGAAUUAUUAGGUGAAAUAUCGAUACCCGAAUGCAUUACUUAUUUGGAUAAUGGAUUUUUAUUUAUUGGUUCAAAACAUGGCGACUCUCAAUUGGUUCGUUUGAGUACAACACCAAAUGAUAGCGGUUCAUAUGUUAUUCCAAUGGAAGUCUUUACAAAUUUGGGUCCAAUUUUGGAUUUGGGAGUUGUCGAUUUAGAUCGACAAGGCCAGGGACAAAUUAUUACAUGUUCUGGUAGUUUUAAAGAUGGCUCAUUGCGGAUCAUAAGAAUCGGUAUUGGAAUACAAGAACACGCUUGCAUUGACUUACCCGGCAUCAAAGGAAUGUGGUCUCUUAAAGUCGGCAUAGAUGAUAGCAUUUUUGAGAAUACACUGGUUUUAGCCUUUGUCGGGCACACACGUAUUUUAACUCUUACCGGAGAAGAAGUCGAAGAAACCGAUAUUCCUGGAUUCUUGAGUGAUCAACAGACUUUCCAUUGUUCAAAUGUUGAUUAUGAACAGAUCAUUCAAAUAACACCAUUGACUGCCAGACUUGUAAAAGGUGGCACUAAAGCUCUUGUCGCUGAAUGGCAACCACCAGGUGGUAAACGAAUUGGUGUUGUUGCUUGCAAUACAACUCAAUUGGUUGUUGCUUCAGCAUGUGACAUAUAUUAUUUAAUAAUUGAAGAUGGAAAAUUAGUUGAAAAGUGUCAUAAAGCAUUGGAAUAUGAGGUUGCUUGCCUGGAUAUUACACCAUUGGAUGAUGCAAGUUCUCAAUCGGAUUUGGUUGCAGUUGGUUUGUGGACAGAUAUUUCAGCUGUGAUUUUAUCUCUACCAAAUUUAGAACCUAUUUACACUGAAAAAUUGGGAGGUGAAAUAAUUCCCCGUUCGAUUCUGAUGACAACAUUUGAGUCCAUUCACUAUCUACUGUGCGCUCUUGGCGAUGGCUCUAUGUUUUAUUUUAUUUUGAACAAAACCGAUGGCAAAUUAACGGAUAAAAAGAAAGUCACUCUCGGAACACAACCAACAAUUCUCCGAACAUUCAAAUCACUUUCAACAACAAAUGUAUUCGCAUGCUCAGAUCGGCCAACCGUAAUCUACUCUUCGAAUCACAAAUUAGUCUUCUCCAAUGUCAAUCUAAAAGAAGUCAAUCACAUGUGUUCUUUAAAUGCUGAAGCUUAUCCUGACAGCUUAGCUUUGGCUACGAAAAACUCAGUUAUCUUGGGUAAAAUUGAUGAAAUUCAAAAGUUACACAUCCGGACCGUGCCUUUGGGCGAGGGUCCACGUCGUAUUGCCUAUCAAGAGAGUUCACAAACUUUCGGUGUUGCCACUGUACGAAUUGACGUUCAAGGUCGUGGUGGUCCAAAACCAUCAAGACCAAGUGCCUCAACACAAGCUCAGAACAUUACUUAUUCGAGUAAUAUGGUUCCUAAGCCAGGUGGUGCAAAUGCUUCGUCGGCAAAUGCUGAAAUUGGUCAGGAAUUAGAUAUAAAUAAUUUACUUAUCAUCGAUCAGAAUACAUUUGAAGUGUUGCAUGCUCAUCAAUUUAUGCCACCUGAAUAUGUUAUUGCUUUGAUGUCGGCAAAACUUGGCGAUGAUCCAAAUACGUAUUAUGUUGUCUCAACAGCACUCAUCUACAGCGAUGAAGCUGAACCCAAAGUGGGUAGGAUUAUUAUUUUCCAUUAUAACGAUGGAAAGCUUGUCCAAGUGGCUGAGACAAAAAUUGAUGGAUCUUGUCAUUCUUUGGUGGAAUUCAAUGGAAAAGUCUUGGCGGGUAUAAAUAGUUUUGUAAGACUCUACGAAUGGACUAAUGAAAAGGAACUACGUAUGGAGUGUAAUAUUCAGAAUAACAUAACCGUUUUGUAUUUGAAAGCAAAGGGUGACUUCAUUUUGGUGGGAGAUUUGAUUAGAUCAAUGACUUUGCUGCAACAUAAACAAAUGGAAGGAAUUUUUGUUGAAAUUGCUCGAGAUUGUGACCCUAAGUGGAUGCGAGCAGUCGAAAUUCUAGAUGAUGAUACAUUUUUAGGCUCAGAAACGAAUGGAAAUUUGUUUGUGUGCCAAAAAGAUAGUGCUGCUACAACUGAUGAAGAACGUCAGUUACUCCCCGAAGUGGCCCGUUUCCAUUUGGGUGAUAUUGUUAAUGUCUUCCGUCACGGUUCAUUGGUCAUGCAGAAUGUUGGCGAACGAACUACCCCAAAUCAGGGAUGUGUUCUCUAUGGAACUGUGAAUGGAGGCAUUGGUAUUGUGACUCAAAUACCACAGGACUUUUAUGAAUUCUUGCAUAGUUUGGAAGAAAGGCUUACAAAUACAAUCAAAUCAGUUGGUAAAAUUGAUCACUCGUAUUAUCGUAGUUUCAAUACACCUCAAAAGAAUGAACCAUGUGAAGGAUUUAUCGAUGGUGAUUUGAUUGAAUGUUUUCUAGAUCUUAGUAGAGAAAAGAUGAAAGAAUCAGUGACUGGGUUGGAAACAACUAUAAAUAACCAAAAGAAAGAAGCAGAUGUGGAUGAUGUUAUUAAAAUUGUAGAAGAUCUCACGCGGAUUCACUAAUUAAAAGCUAAAGUGUUAACGGUGUGAAGAUUAACUUUAUUAUUAUUAUCUCUUUUGGCUUAGUUUAAAUGUUUUCUUCUUUUUAAUUAAAAAAAAAAAUAAACACAUUUGUUCUUUUGUGCUUUUCUAUAAAAAAAAUUACUAUUAAAUAUUUAUGUAAAAAAAAAUAUAUAUAUAUAUUGUAUACUUUGUAUACUCAUGCAAACAUAUAAUGUUUCCAUAAAAAAAUAUGAAUGAACUUUGAAAGAUCCAGCAAGACUUUGUGGAAAUAAUAAAAAAUAAUUUUAAGACCUUAA
Molecule: messenger RNA, 3913 nt
Organism: Episyrphus balteatus (marmalade hoverfly)
Lineage: Eukaryota; Metazoa; Arthropoda; Insecta; Diptera; Syrphidae
Gene: pic
Product: DNA damage-binding protein 1
Exons: 13
Coding region: 189-3617 (1142 amino acids)
Biological process (GO): proteasome-mediated ubiquitin-dependent protein catabolic process; DNA repair
Cellular component (GO): site of double-strand break; nucleus
Molecular function (GO): protein binding; nucleic acid binding
Source: RefSeq, a predicted model, not a curated record